This is a messenger RNA of Kogia breviceps (pygmy sperm whale), 4201 nucleotides long. Lineage: Eukaryota; Metazoa; Chordata; Mammalia; Artiodactyla; Physeteridae. The record is from RefSeq and is a predicted model, not a curated record.
CGGGAGUUGUGGCUCCGGAAGGGGCCUUGGUCGCUGACAGAGACUUGCAUCCGGGCUGGCCUGCUCUGGAGGCCACAGCUGGCGGCGAGAUGGAGAGUGGAGGAGGCACGCCGACAGGGGAGUUCGUGAAUAGGAUCCCGGUGCCCCGACCUCCCUCCAUUGAAGAGUUCACCAUAGUGAAGCCCAUUAGCCGCGGCGCCUUCGGGAAGGUGUAUCUGGGGCAGAAAGGCAACAGGUUGUACGCGGUGAAGGUUGUCAAAAAAGCAGACAUGAUCAACAAAAAUAUGACUCAUCAAGUACAAGCUGAGAGGGACGCCCUGGCCCUAAGCAAAAGUCCUUUCAUUGUGCAUUUGUACUAUUCACUGCAGUCAGCAAACAAUGUCUACUUGGUAAUGGAGUAUCUCAUAGGUGGAGAUGUCAAGUCUCUCCUACACAUAUAUGGUUAUUUUGAUGAAGAGAUGGCUGUGAAAUAUAUUUCUGAAGUGGCAUUGGCUCUAGACUAUCUUCAUAGACAUGGAAUUAUCCACAGGGAUUUGAAACCAGACAAUAUGCUUAUUUCUAAUGAAGGUCAUAUUAAACUAACAGAUUUUGGCCUUUCCAGAGUUACUUUGAAUAGAGAUAUCAAUAUGAUGGAUAUUCUUACAACACCAUCUAUGGCUAAACCUAGGCAAGAUUACUAUUCAAGAACCCCCGGACAAGUAUUAUCUCUCAUCAGCUCUUUAGGAUUUCACACUCCAGUUGCAGAAACAAGUCAAGAUUCUGCAAAUAUUCUUUCAACCCAUGUAUCUGAAACAUCACAGCUUUCUCAAGGACUAACUUGUCCUAUGUCUAUAGAUCAAAAGGACAUUACUCCUUAUUCUAGCAAACUACUAAAAUCAUGUCUUGAAACCGUUGCCUCCCACCCCGGGAUGCCUGUGAAGUGUCUAACUUCCCAUCUCCUCCAGUCUAGGAAAAGGCUGGCGACAUCCAGCACCAGCAGUCAAUCCCACACCUUCAUGUCCAGUGUGGAAUCCGAGUGCCACAGCAGUCCCAGAUGGGAAAAGGAUUGCCAGGAAAGUGACAACACAGUGGGCUCUACAAUGAUGAGUUGGAAUACAGUCGAAAGGAGUUUAUGUACAAAAUCUACAAAUGCCGUGGAGACCAAAAGUUUCAAUAAAAGGGAUCUUGAGUUAGCCGUUUCUCCCAUUCCUAACAGCAGUGCCGAUCCUGCCACUGGAAACUCUUGUGGAAACCUUGCUGAAAAAUGUUCUUCUGGGGAAGUUUCUUGGGAGGCAAGAGAACUGGAUGUAAAUAAUAUUCAUCUGGCUGCUGACACAAGCCAGUCUGGUUACCAUCAGUCACAUCGAUGUGCUGUGGAUUCCAGGGGGGUGACUGAAGAACACCUUGGGAAAAGAAGUUGUAAAAGAAGUUUUGAGUUAGUUGACUCCAGUCCUUGUCAGGAAAUUAUACAGAAUAAAAAAAAUUGUAUCGAGUAUAAGAGUAGUAAUGAAAUGAGAGAUGGUUAUGCCAAUCAAAGGACAGGCUUAACAGGUAAAGUCCAGGACCUUAAGCUGUCAGUAUACAGAGAUCAGCAAAAUGACGGGGCUAAUAAGGAGAACAUGGGCAGUUCUUUCACUGAUAAACAACAAACACCAGAAAAAUCACCUGUCCCAAUGAUAGCAAAAAACCUUAUGUGUGAACUGGACGACGACUGUGACAAGAGUAGUAAGAAAGACUACUUAAGUUCUAGUUUCCUGUGUUCCGAUGAUGAUAGAACGCCUCAAAGUAUUCGCAUGGACUCUGAUUCAUCUUUCCCUGGAAUUUCCAUCAUGGAAAGUCCAUUAGGAAGGCAGUCCUUAGAUCCAGAUAAAAGCAUCAAAGAAUCCUCUUUGGAAGAAUCAAAUAUUGAAGACCUACUUCCUACAUCCCCCAGCUGCCAAGAAAGCACCUUGCCGAGAGGCGAUGAGAGUCAUGCCGUCCAAGACAGCAACCGAAAAAUGUUAGCUCCUUUGGAGGCGCUGAAAACAUUAACCUCUAAAAGAAAUGCUGUGGCUUUUCGGAGUUUUAACAGUCAUAUUAAUGCAACCAAUAGCUCAGAACCAUCCAAAAUGAGCAUUACUUCUUUAGAUGUGAUGGAUAUUUCAUGUGCCUAUAGUGGUUCAUAUCCCAUGGCUAUAACCCCUACUCAAAAAGAAAGAUCCUACAUGCCAUAUCAGACCCCAGAUCACGUCAAGUCAGGAACUCCAUACCGAACUCCAAAGAGUGUGAGAAGAGGGGCGGCCCCUGUGGAUGAUGGGCGAAUUCUGGGAACUCCAGACUACCUUGCACCAGAGCUGCUGUUAGGCAGGGCCCACGGUCCUGCAGUAGACUGGUGGGCACUUGGAGUUUGCUUGUUUGAGUUUCUAACAGGAAUUCCCCCUUUCAACGAUGAAACACCCCAGCAAGUAUUCCAGAAUAUUCUGAAAAGAGAUAUCCCUUGGCCUGAAGGUGAAGAAAAGUUAUCUGAUAAUGCUCAAAGUGCUGUAGAAAUACUCUUAACCAUUGAUGAUACAAAGAGAGCUGGAAUGAAAGGCCUCCUUUCAGUUAAUACCCAGCCAGCUGUGGAUGGGUCAUUCUUAUAACUAUGGAAAGUGGACUGGUCACGGCAACAUUUGAAGGAGGGAGACUGAAUAGAAGGCUACUGAACCAGCCCACCUGGAUUCAAGACAUAUUUCAGAGGUGGAAUCAAUACGACUUACUGAUGGAUGGGAUGAGGAGGGUGAAAGAAUGGGAGUUUUGAGCUGGUUUGUUACAUAGCAUCAUUGCAGCAAAUACCCUUCCUAUACAUCCCAACUUACAACAAAGUGACAUUUCAGACACCAGAAAAAAGAGAAUAUCCUAUAAGCAUCCAAAGAAAGAGAAGAGACUGGUAAGAGAAAACAGAAAAUAUAUAUAUUGGUCUCUGCCUCCUGUUCCCGCACAGAGCUCCUAAAAUACUUCUAUCAAUAAUUUCCAAAGGGAUAAGAGCACCAGGAGCAUUUUUUUUGUUCUCAUAUUUGGUCUUUGACUCUGGUUCCUGACCCAGGGCUUCUGGUUCCCCUGGGAUUUCCUGGGUGAUAGCAAUAUCCUUUGUUCUAAUGAGGUGACUCUGGGUGGGCUCCUGUAGGGGGCCCUGUCAACAGAAAGACCCAGCCAUGAUUAGAAACUUGGAAUUUUCUGGGACUUCCCUGGUGGUCCAGUGGUUAAGACUUUACACUUCCACUGCAGGGGCACGGGUUCAAUCCCUGGUUGAGGAACUAAGAUCCUGAAUGCCAUGGGGCCAAAAAACAAAAAACAAACAAGCUUGGAAUUUUCAGCCCCACCCUGCAUUCUCCAGAGAAAGGAGACGGGCUGGAAAGGGAGUUAAUAUUUGAUUGUGCCUAUGUGACUAAUCCUCCAUCAAAAUCCCCAAAGUACAGGGUUUGGAGAGCUUCUAGUUGGUGAACACGUGAAAGUGCUGGGAGAAUGGUGCCCCCUGGAGAGGGCACGGAAGCUCCACACCCCUUCCUCCAUACCUUGCCCUAUGCAUCUCUUCCAUUUACACGUCCACCUGUAUCCUUUACCAUAUCCUUUAGUAACAAACUGAUAAACAAUAAACUGUUUACACAUGAGCUGUGACUGCAAGGGAAGGAAAAAGUGAAAUCUUCAAUUUUCAGUAGAGGGGGGACUUCCCUGGUGGCAGUGGCACAGUGGUUAAGAAUCCGCAUUCCCAAUGCAGGGGGCUCGGGUUCGAUCCCUGGUCUGGGAACUGGAUCCCACAUAUAUGCCACAACUAAGAGUUUGUAUGCCACAACUAAGGACCCAGCGAGCCACAACUAAGGAGCUUGCCUGCUGCAACUAAGGAGGCCAUGUGCUGCAACUAAGAAACUGGUGACCUGCAACUAAGGAGCCCACUGCCUACUGCAACUAAGACCCGACGCAACCAAAUCAAUAAAUGAAUACAAAAAAUUUUUUUUCAUUAGAGGGAAGUAAAUAAUUCCCAAAACAGAAUUAUCAAAAAGUAGCAGUUCAAAAAAGCAAACAAACAAUGACGAACAACAUAAUUACUGAAAUUAAAAAUACUCUAGAAGGACUCAAUAACAGAAUAACUGAGACAGAAGAAUGGAUAAGUGAGCUGGAAGAUAAAAUGGUGGAAAUAACUGCCAGGGAGCAGAAAAAAGAAUGAAAAGAAUUGAGGACAGUCUCAGAGACCUCUGGGACAACA